Manduca sexta (tobacco hornworm) is the source of this 841-nucleotide messenger RNA. RefSeq lists its product as uncharacterized. The record is from RefSeq and is a predicted model, not a curated record. Gene Ontology annotation, cellular component: perinuclear region of cytoplasm. The coding region runs from base 80 to 643 and encodes 187 amino acids. The transcript is spliced from 6 exons. NCBI's taxonomy places the organism in Eukaryota, Metazoa, Arthropoda, Insecta, Lepidoptera, Sphingidae. Gene Ontology annotation, molecular function: mRNA binding; zinc ion binding. Gene Ontology annotation, biological process: oogenesis; negative regulation of translation.
GAUACUUAGUCACAAAAAUAAAACUUGUCUGUGAUCAUAUUGCGCGUUGUCAUGUCAUUUAUAUUGUUCUUUUUCGACAAUGGACGUUUCAGUGCAGACGUGUAAUGGGCCUAACAUUGUAAAUCGUUCGUACGAGGAAUCAUAUCAGCCAUUGAACAAUCUGAUCAAUUCUUCGUUGACGUUACAAUUUGGGAACAAAUCAAACUGCGAUUCAGAUGCAUUGGAAGCUGUUAAAUUAGACCCCGCUGUUUUAGAAGCGCAAAUAACUGUUGAUACAGUAAAUAAUAAAAAAGAGUCCUUGGCCCACAAAGAUGAUCAGUCACAGCGGCAAACUAGUUUCGAAAAAGUAGUAUCGAUGCAGGAAGCCGCCCUUCUUUCUUUGGAGCCUGAGCAAUUUGAAUUCUUGAUGAAGUACGCUGACGCUUUACGUAGAAAGAGAUUGUCUUUCCAGAAGUCUAUGGAGUGUGCGUUUUGUAAGAAUAAUGGCGAAUCGUUAUCGUGGUACUCGUCGCAUGCUCUAAAGGACGACAGAGGUCGUGUGCGGUGCCCUGUGUUGCGAGGGUUCCGAUGUCCUCGCUGCGGAGCGACUGGUGACCGCGCUCACACCAUCAAAUACUGCCCGGAGAAUGAAACAGACAUUUGACCGCAGAUAGCGUUCUUUAGAGCUCUCUCGUCCCCACGUGUACGACUAUCUAAUGUUAAACAUCCAGUGUAUUUAGAAGUUAUUGUCUCUUUACACGUAAUGUCGACACGAGUAUGAGCCAUGUAAAAACCUUCUAGAAAUAGUAACGUAAUUGUUACCUACAACUUUUAUGACUUUAAUAAAGCUUUUUAAAAAAAA